AUGGACCCGUCGCUCCCGCUCGGGCGUCUGCAGAACAUGGCAGUCCAAGCAGCACAGGCACGCCCCAAGGGCGUCAAGAUAUCCCACGCGACCUACACGAGCAGCGCCAUCCCCCGCGCGGCGGCGGUCGGCUACUCGGGGGACUCGCGGGUGCUCGACUUUGCCUCGUACGCCUUCGACGUCAGCAUCGACAGCAUGCUCCUGACGCUCGGCAACGGCGGCACGCUGUGCAUCCCGUCCGACGAGGACCGGCUCAACGACAUCAACGGCGUCAUGCGGCGGAUGCGCAUCAACUACGCGGGCAUCACCCCUUCCGUCGCGCGCAUCCUGGACGAGGACGUCAUCACCUCGCUGAGCGCUCUCGGCCUGGGCGGGGAGGCGUCCGCGCCGAGGGAUGUCAACAUGUGGGGGCGGGAGACGAGGAUCGUUAUUGGCAGCGCCGCGACGGGGAGGGAUUAUAUCUCGAUCGGCCCGGGCAACGGGGCGUCGAUUUGGAUUGUCGACCCCAAUGACCACGAGGCUUUGGUGCCGGUUGGUGCGGUUGGAGAGUUGCUCGUCGAAGGCCCGAUCGUUGGACAGGGCUAUCUCAACGAUGACGAGAAGACUGCGGCUGCUUUUAUCCACGAUCCUUUCUGGCUGGUUGCCGGCCACAAGGGUUUUCCUGGUCGUCGCGGCCGUCUGUACAAGACUGGCGACCUUGGCAUGUAUGACCCGGAUGGGUCUGGAGGCAUUCUGUUCGCCGGGCGCAAAGACACCCAAGUCAAGUUGCGUGGUCAGCGAGUCGAGCUUGGCGAGAUUGAGAGCCAGCUGAAGGCCGCUCUGCCUUCGGAUGCCAACGUGAUCGCCGAGGUUAUUGUUCCUCAGGCAUCCGGAGGGCAGCCUACUUUGGUGGCGUUCGUCUCGCAACUCGCCAAGGUCAACGGGGUUGAAGAGUUAGAAGCUGCCCAACUAUCUCCAGACCUCACCAAAGCAUUAAAAAGCAUCAACACGACCUUAGCAAAGGUCUUGCCACGAUACAUGGUGCCGAACGCCUACAUCCCAGUCAGCUACAUCCCAACUUUGAUCUCGGGCAAGAUAGACCGCAAGCGUCUCAGGCAAUUCGGUGUCACCGUCGACUUGCAGAAACUGGACCAGGGCCCGGCGGCGAAGGCUACUCGGGAGUCCAGAGAGUUGACUGAUCUUGAGCAGCGAUUGCGGCACGCCUGGAGUUUGGUCUUGAAGGUUGAUGAAGAUUCCAUCCACCAUCAGGACAACUUCUUUGCACUCGGUGGUGAAUCUCUCGCCGCGAUGAGACUUGUGUCUGUGUGCAGGGAACGAGGCCUCGACCUGUCCGUUACGAGUACCUUCGCAAAUCCCACACUUGAAGAAAUGGCGGAGACAGUCAAGAUAUACGACGUGGACAUUCACACCGAGACACUGCCAUUCUCUCUCAUCACCCAGCCCGUUGAGAGCGCAUGUUUGGAAGCGUCGCAAGCCUGCGGGACAGAACCAUCGGCGGUGGAAGACAUUUACCCCUGCACACCUACCCAGGAGUCGUUGAUCACCUUCUCGCUCAAGUCAACGGAGCCUUAUGUCGCGCAGAGGAUCGCGUGUGUGCCGUCUCACCUGAGCAUCGAUUCCUUCAAGCAGGCCUGGGAAGCGGUCUUUGCAGCAAACCCCAUCCUGCGCACACGUGUGGCCCAGCUGCAGGAUCCCGGCCUGCAACAGGUCGUGCUGAAGCAAGGCAUAGACUGGAGGCAUUCGACCAGUCUGGCUCGUUACCUCGAAGAUGACCGGAACGAGAGGAUGGACCUGGGCCAGAGCUUAGCCCGGUAUGCCAUCGUCGACGACGCCAGUGAUGGCAAGCGGUACAUGGUCUGGACCGUCCAUCAUGUGCAAUACGACGGCUGGUCAGAGCCCUUGAUCCUCGACAUGGUCACCAAGGCCCUGCAGAACGGCAGCAUCGACAUCCAGCCCAAGGCGCUGAUGAAGGACGUUGUCAAGUGGGUACACGACACAGACCAUACCGCCAUGCAGGACUUCUGGCGCAACGAGCUGCACGGCGCCGUCGGGCCCCAGUUCCCAAGCACGCCGUCGCGGGACUUCCUCCCCACCCCGAACGGCACAGCCGAGCGCCUGGUGCGCCUCGACACGACCGAGGGCCUCCCCUUCACCACAGCCACCCUGAUCCGCGGCGCCUGGGCCCUCGUGGCCUCCCAGUACACGGGCAGCGACGACGUCGUCUUCGGCGAGACCCUCACGGGCCGCGACAUCUCGCUGCGGGGCGUCGAGGACGUCCUGGGCCCGCUCAACGCGACGGUCCCCGUGCGCGUCCGCGUCGACCGGGCCGCCUCGGCCGCGUCGUACCUGCGGGACGUGCAGCAGGCCGUGUCGGCGCGCACCCCCUUCCAGCACAUGGGCAUGCAGUACAUCCGGCGGGUGAGCCGCGACGCGCAGCACGCGUGCGAGGCGCCGACGGGGAUUGUCGUGCAGCCCGAGCCGGAGCUGGUCGGCGGCGAGCUCGGGUUCGGGCUCGGGGACCCCGUGCGCGAGGCGCUGCGCUUCAACCCGUACCCUCUCAUGCUUGCCUUUGGGCUGCGAAAGGGGGGUUUCAGGGUCUGUGCUAGCUUUGACAAAAGCUUGAUUGAUGUCGCGCAGAUGGAGAGGGUUCUUGCGCAGGUUGAGGCUGCCUGUGUGAGGUUGACGGAGGACCUUGACAGGAAGGUCGGGCAGGUGUCGUGUAUGCCUAAGGAGGAGCUGGACCAGAUCUGGCGCUGGAACCAGACGGCGCCGCUGGCCCCUGAGGAGUCGACGGGAAGACUCCGAGCUCAUGGAAGCAUCAAGCCCGGCUCAGAUUAUCCUCGAGCAGCAGUCCCUUGGGUCUGCGACCCGCGCAGCCCAUCUCAGCUCUCGCCCAUUGGUUGUCAAGGAGAGCUAUGGCUGGAAAGUGCCAUGCUUGCAGAUGAAGCUGUCGAGUCUCCCGUCUGGCUUGUGGCUGGAAACUCUGGAUUCGUCGGCCGCGCGGGCAAGGUCCAACCAACCGGUGAUAUUGUCCAGCUACGGCACGACGGAAGCCUCGUAUUCGUUGGUCGGAAAGAUGAUAUCAUGCCGGUGUCGGGACAUGCAGUCAAUGUCGCGGAUCUUGAAGCACACUGUCAUAGGCUCCUGCCAGCGUCAGCCCGUGCCGCUGUAGCGGUGUUCGAAACAGUGGCGAACGGUAAUGAGCAGGCACAGGAUCAAGAGCUCAUCAUCCUCGUCGAGCAACAGCCAUCUGUGGAAGGCAGCGUCGAGCUGAUGUUCAUGAGGCAUGAUAUCAGUUGCGACGAGGCAGAUCCUGACAGCUUCAGGGCAACAGUCAAUUCAGAAAUCCCCGUCAGCCUUGCAGUUGCACUCAAGAAGCUCGACAAGUUCAUCAGGGACGAUCUACCAUCUAGCCUCAAGCCCUCGGCCUACGUCGUGGUUGACAGACUCCCCCUCAAGGAAGGCCAUGUGGACCGCAGCACACUGAAACAGUUUGCUUCCAAGAUCCCACCACACGUUCUAGGCCAGCUUCGCGACGGGUACAAGAAGGUCUGGGAGAGCGGCCUGGGUGAAGCAAACCUGUCGGUUUCGGAAGACAUCCUGCGGUCUGCAUGGGCAAGGCUGCUGGGCAUGCGCCCGGAGCAGAUCGAUGUCGACGACAACUUCUUCCGCCUUGGAGGCGACUCGGUGCUGGCGAUGAAGCUGGUAUCGGGCCUCCGUGCGCAGGGCCACGGUCUCUCCGUGGCUGACGUCUUCCAACACAUGCGCCUCGGUGGCGCGGCGAGGGUCUUGAAGGUGAACUUGGCAUCGACGGGCAAGAUACAGCCAUACAAGCCAUUCUCCACUCUGGGCCUUCCGGACGUGGGCCGGUUCCUGGCAGAUGUUGUGCGCCCGAAACUUGCUGUGCCCGAGUGGUCGAUCAAGGAUGCUGCACCAGUGACAGACUCACAAGCCCUCGAUAUCAGGGACACGGUAAAUGCACCGCGGACUUCUGUGCAAUAUACCAUGCUGCAUUUCACCAAUGGCAUUGAUCAAGAGAGGCUCUUCCGAGCCUGCAAGGAUCUGGUCAAGACCCAUGACAUCCUGCGAACCGUGUUUAUCGAGCACGAGUCGGCCUUCUUCCAGAUCGUGCUGCACGAGCUUGAUACUCCCCUGGUCACGCGGCGCGCCGAUGAGGAUAUUGACGAACUCGUCAACAAGGUUUGCGCAGUGGACAUCGAAUCCGACUUCAUUCUCGGAUCUUCCUUCUUCAAGAUGUUCCAUGUCGAAGGCAAAGAUGGCCGCCACUGCCUCGUCAUUGGGCUAUCACACUCUCUGUACGAUGGAUUGUCUCUCCCACGCCUGCUCGAAGAUUUGGAAACCCUGUACAGCAGCGGCAAGGUCGCCGACUUCGAACCUUUCCCCUCCUACAUCGCCCGAACCACAGACCAGGGCCUGCAAACCAAAGCGCUCGGCUACUGGCGCGACCUCCUGCGGGACUCGUCGCUCUCCGUCCUGGAAGGCCAGUCAACCCAGCCCGGCGACAGGGGCAUCUUCAAAGAGGACCUCGCCGUCGAGGGCUUCCAGCCCCCGGCGGAGAUCACCACGGCGAACCUCCUCACGGCGGCGUGGGCGCUCCUCCUGGCGCGCCGCCUGGGCAGGGCCGACGUGACGUUCGGCGGCGUGACAUCCGGCCGCGGCGUCGACAUGGCGGGCGUCGAGAACGUCGUCGGGCCCUGCUACCAGCUCACGCCCAUCAGGGUGCCGUUCGGCCCGUCGUGGACGGCCGUCGACCUCCUGCGCUUCGUGCAGCGGCAGAGCGGCGAGUCGGCUGCGCACGACUUUGUCGGGUUUGAGAGUAUUUCGAGGGAGUGCACGCAGUGGGCGUCGGAGUCGGACGGGCAGGGGGUGUUCUUCGACUCCAUCGUGCACCACCAGGACUGGGAUGACGCCGACAGCAUGCCCUUCGCUGGCGAGACCGCGAGGCUGGAGAUUCUGAAUCCGCAUGGGGACUCGCCUCGGCCCCUGAAGGCUGUGUCGUUCGUCAAGGAUGGGCAGCUGCGUGUUGGUGUUGUUGGCAGUGAGCGGGAUGAGGUGUUCGUGGGCUCGAUCCUUGCUGAGCUCGUCGCCGCCGUGAAGGGGCUCGCGAGCUCUCGUGGUGGCCAGCUUCUACUUGAUCCCAUCGCCACCUAG
Messenger RNA from Diaporthe citri, 5172 nucleotides. RefSeq lists its product as uncharacterized. Gene Ontology annotation, molecular function: catalytic activity; phosphopantetheine binding. The coding region runs from base 1 to 5172 and encodes 1723 amino acids. NCBI's taxonomy places the organism in Eukaryota, Fungi, Ascomycota, Sordariomycetes, Diaporthales, Diaporthaceae. Gene Ontology annotation, cellular component: cytoplasm. The record is from RefSeq and is a predicted model, not a curated record. Gene Ontology annotation, biological process: amino acid activation for nonribosomal peptide biosynthetic process; secondary metabolite biosynthetic process. The transcript is spliced from 3 exons.